Messenger RNA from Aplysia californica (California sea hare), 976 nucleotides. Its product is annotated as calmodulin-like protein 3. Gene Ontology annotation, molecular function: calcium ion binding. Lineage: Eukaryota; Metazoa; Mollusca; Gastropoda; Aplysiida; Aplysiidae. The record is from RefSeq and is a predicted model, not a curated record.
GUAUCUUAUGAGGAAUUCCUGCGUGUGUUUGGCAUAGAGGAGACAGCGACAGUGAUGCACCAGGUGUUCACUAAACUGGACGCUGACAGCAGCGGCUUCUUGUCCAAGGAGGAGAUCCUGGAGGCGGUGAAGAGCGAGUUUGAGCUGAAGCUGCGGGCGGAGAAGAUCUCAGACCUCCUGUGCUACUACUGCAAGGAUGACGACAAGAAAAUCAGUUACGAAGAAUUUGUUAAGGUGUGGCUUCAGCAGAAAGAAAAAAAGUGAAAUGUUAGUUAGAUGAGAUAGAUAUUGGUAAAAGUAAAUUUUAGCCCCCACACGUCUUCGCGAAUCAUGAUGAUCACAACAUACUAUAUUUGUACAUGUAUGUAUUUCCUUUUCUUGUAAGACCUGUCCCCCCCGGGGUUUUAUGCACCCUGCAUAAUUUAGCAAAAAUUUAAUGUGAUCAUUUUUUGCAUAAUUUCUGUAGCCUAUAUUUUCCUUUAUCAUUCGUUGUUAAAAUUAACAGAAUCGGAUAAUUUCACAUUUUUGGGCUCAGUUUGCAUAAUUUCAGAAUUUUAAAUGUUUUUUUGGCAUAAAACCGCGGGGACAGUAAGACAUAUGUGACAUCUGUGUGACCCCCACGGUGACCCGGGAUGUUGUGCACUAGGUCAAGCAGUUCGCCUGGGGAGAGGGGGGUUCAAAAUUUACUUUUACUAGUGAUAUUUGGGUAACUGCUGUCUAUGCAAGAAUCCAUAGCUCUUUAAUCACUCUAUAUUGUCCAUGUUAUAACAUAUGCAUUUGUUUGUAAUGUAAGCCAAUGCUGCUGGGAGAAACAUGUGGCGGGUAUUAUUUUUCUUUUUAGAAUGUGAAUGUUUUUCAACAAGUAACAUGUCAUACUUUUUAUAUUGCAUAUUUUUCAACACUAUUUCUUCUUUUGUUUUGUUUUAAACUUACAGUCGCGUGUAUUGAAAAUAAAAGACUCAUGUGCAUUAAAAAA